CUCCUCCUACUUUCUCGCCCCUCUCUCACUCACGCUCUUCCCACGCUGCUGGCAGUGCUCUCUGGCGAGACCUCCUCACUCCAUUGCGCCGCCUCAACGACGCCGCUUCGGUGCCGGUGACGUGCCUCGUCGACUUUCCAUCGCUCACCGUCGCACCUAUCAGAUGAUAUCGCCAUUUAGCAGAUUUUGAUAAAUAUUGCGGCCUUCUCCUCUCUUCUGUCUAUACAUACGCCUGCGGUUUCCUGGAUUUCAUGAAUAUUGUUUGGAUUUCAAAAGCAAUAAUCUCCAAGAGGAAUAGUCCUGCCAGACUCUUUACUACCUCCAUAGAAGCUCAGAAGAAAUCCAAAUCCAGUUACAUUUCUCACGAAACAGCCAUAAGGUUGAUCAAAAAUGAAAGAGAUCCUCAACAUGCGCUUGAAAUAUUCAACAUGGUGUCAGAGCAAAAAGGCUUUAAUCACAAUAACGCCACUUAUGGAGGCAUUCUUCAAAGGCUUGCAAAAUCUAAGAAAUUCCAGGCUAUUGAUGGAGUUCUGCAUCAAAUGACAUAUGACACUUGCAAAUUACACGAGGGUAUAUUCCUUAAUCUCAUGAAGCAUUAUUCAAAGUCUUCUAUGCACGAAAGAGUGCUUGACAUGUUUUAUGCUAUCCAGUCGAUUGUUCGUCAAAAGCCUUCUCUUAAAGCGAUCAGCACGUGUCUCAAUCUUCUAGUCGAAAACGACCGGGUUGAUCUAGCCAGGAAAUUGCUUGUAAAUGCUAGUAGCAAGCUCAACUUAAUACCAAAUACUUGCAUUUUCAACAUUUUAGUUAAGCAUCAUUGCAGAAAUGGAAAUCUUCAAGCUGCAUUUGAGGUUGUAAGGGAAAUGAAAAGUGCUAGAGUCUCUUAUCCUAAUCUCAUCACCUAUUCAACUCUGAUAGGUGGUCUUUGUCAAAGUGGAAAACUUAAAGAAGCCAUUGAACUUUUUGAGAACAUGGUUUCAAAGGACAAGAUUUUGCCUGAUGCCUUGACUUACAAUAUUCUGAUCAAUGGCUUUUGUCAAGGAGGGAAGGUCGACCGUGCAAGGAAAAUAGUCGAGUUCAUGAAAAGCAAUGGAUGCAGUCCUAACGUAUUCAAUUACUCAGUCUUAAUGAAUGGCUUCUGUAAAGAAGGGAAAUUGCAAGAGGCAAAGGAAGUUUUUAAUGAAAUGAAGAGCCUCGGGAUGAAGCCCGAUACGGUCAGCUACACUACCUUAAUGAACUGCCUAUGUAGAACCGGAAGGGUCGACGAGGCUACAGAGUUACUCCAGAAAAUGAAGGACCAAGAUUGCAGAGCCGAUACCAUAACAUUGAAUGUGAUCCUUGGAGGUCUAUGCCGAGAAGGAAGGUUCGAAGAGGCUCUCGAUAUGGUGCAGAAACUUCCCUUUGAGGGUUACUAUUUGAACAAAGGAAGUUACAGAAUUGUGUUGAAUUUCCUGUCUCAGAAAGGAGAAUUGAAAAGGGCUACUGAGUUAUUGGGUCUAAUGUUAAAUAGGGGAUUUGUACCUCACUAUGCAACUUCUAAUAGUCUGUUGGUUCUUCUGUGUAACAGUGGAAUGGUGAAGGACGCAGUAGAAUCUUUGCUUGGGCUGUUGGAGAUGGGCUUCAAACCUGAGCCUGAUUCUUGGUUUUCUUUGGUUGAUUUGAUCUGCAGGGAGAAGAAACUGCUGCCUGUGUUUGAAUUGCUUGAUGAGUUGAUCGCUGAAGAACAUUUAAAUAUGAAAUAAAUUUGAAGUUUUUCCUCCAGAUCCUUCGUACUUC
Molecule: messenger RNA, 1773 nt
Organism: Cucurbita moschata (crookneck pumpkin)
Lineage: Eukaryota; Viridiplantae; Streptophyta; Magnoliopsida; Cucurbitales; Cucurbitaceae
Product: pentatricopeptide repeat-containing protein At5g18475
Exons: 3
Coding region: 252-1739 (495 amino acids)
Molecular function (GO): protein binding
Source: RefSeq, a predicted model, not a curated record